AUGUCUGAGCGCUUUGGAGGAUAUGAGAAAUCACAUACAACUAUUGGGGAUGCAGGAAUAUACGUUUGCAGAGCUUCCUGUAACUAUGAACAUGUGUUGAAAGUCUACCAUGUAGAUAUACCAUGGCAAUCGGAGACAUGCAAUUUCGACGAUAAAUCACUUUGCGGAUGGAAAAAUCACGGGUCUAGUAUUUCUUGGAGCCAGCAGUACGGCAGAACACAAUCCAGCGAUAGUGAAGAUUGGAACAGUCAUACACUUGGUGGAACAUCAAAAGGCGGGUAUAUGCAGGUAGAUGCGAUUUCGCAAAGAGAUACUGAUACGACUGCUCGUCUCAGGUCACAUGAUUUUCCAGCUGGUCUAACGGUUUGCUUUGAAUUUUGGUAUCGGAUAUCUGGAGAGGGACGUGCAAUAUUAUCUAUGAUCUUGAAGGACACUUGCUUGAGUAAGGAAACAGAAUUGUUACAAAUCACUGGGGACGAGUGUCAAAAGUGGAACAAGGCGACUGUCACUGUGUUACAAAAUUUCGUUCCAAAUGACUACAACAUAGCCCUUAAAGCUGAUAUUCGACGCUCAUUCCAUGGAACCAUGGCUAUAGAUGAUGUAAAAAUCAGCAAGGGACACUGUCAAGAUUGAGGAAAAACUAUGUUCAAACAAAAACAUACAUUCAAGAUAAUAGACUCUACAAAUUGCAUUUCAAGACGACUGAUUAAAUUUCAGUAAAGGACUGUAUGCUGUAUAAUUAGUUUGAUGUUCUUAAAAGUGUACAGGCAAAUAUUUUCAGUCAAAAUAUGCCUUAAUCGAAAAUAUAAAUUCUGAAUUUGAUUAUUGGAAAUACCUAAGCUGAAUGUAUUUUCCUCAAUGUAGUACGUGUUACAUGGUUGGAAAAGUCGUAAGUUGUAAAUACGUACUUACACUGUACAGCAAAAGUUGCAAAAACAUAAAACCUGAAUUACUUUGAUUAUACUUGGAAUAUAUUCAGAAUAUUUUGAGGGAUUAAUGAUAGUCUGAUGCCUUUUUCAGAAUUUGUAAUAAAACUUAAAAAAAUG
This is a messenger RNA of Mercenaria mercenaria, 1046 nucleotides long. Its product is annotated as MAM and LDL-receptor class A domain-containing protein 2-like. Gene Ontology annotation, cellular component: membrane. The record is from RefSeq and is a predicted model, not a curated record. Bases 1 to 633 code for a protein of 210 amino acids. The transcript has 6 exons. NCBI's taxonomy places the organism in Eukaryota, Metazoa, Mollusca, Bivalvia, Venerida, Veneridae.